AUGAGGACGGAUCUACAGCCCGAGAUCUCCGAGGAUGAGGUACGCGGGUUGGCUGGCCAGGUCAGGCAGUUGCUGAGGGGUGGAGAUGCCGAGGGCGCGUUGAGGGGCUGUCUAGAAUUCCCAGUGUACAAUGCGACUGAUGUUGCCAAGGAUUCGCACCUGCAGACCAUUACGGAAGUUCUUCAAUCGAUCAAGGCGAGCGACAUGACCCCGCUUCUCACUAGGAUCUACCAGUCUCAGGGAGGAAAUGAGCUUUUGGAUGUCCUCAUGAAGUACUUAUACAAGGGCAUGUCUGCCGGAUCCGGCGGACCUGGACCGAAGAGCCCGACGCGCGUCGGUUCUCAGGCCACUGGCGGGUUUAGCCAGGUUGGUAAUCGACCCGGGUCCGUGAACGAGUCGGUCACGGCGGCGAUGAGCGUGCUGCUCAGCUGGCACGAGAAGGUUGUUGAGGUGGCUGGGCUGGGCUCCAUUGUUAGGUGCAUGACCGAUUUCAGGAGGGUUUAA
This is a messenger RNA of Parascedosporium putredinis, 504 nucleotides long. Lineage: Eukaryota; Fungi; Ascomycota; Sordariomycetes; Microascales; Microascaceae. The record is from the annotation of a GenBank genome assembly.